AUGUAUUUUGUAAUCGUAUCCGCUUUCUUGGGUAUUGCUUCCGGAACAAUAAUAGAACUAAUGGAUACCUCCAUGGACCCGGUCUCGCCAAAUUAUUGUAAUGAUAGCUCCGUGAUGGAAGGUGCUGGGCUCAUCAAAGCUACCAUGGGACAAUUUCUUGGCUACGAAUGCAGCCCGGAAUUUUACCAUUGUCGAUGGCAGAGUGAUGGGUUCCGAACAUACAGGAAGCAUUGCAAAACGGGUCUCGUAUACGAUGUACUUGGUACUCAAAAUUGCAAUUACGACUACAAUGUGAAGAGUUGUGGGCUGAGAGGCGGAGCUCUUUGUGCAGCCGAAGAAUUCGCCUGCAUUGUUUCCGAGGAAUGCAUUGACGGUAGCCGUCGUUGCAAUGGUAUAGCUGAAUGUAGUGAUGGAACAGAUGAGAUGAACUGUGAAGUUUGUGGGAAUGGCCUGUUUCACUGUGCAAAAAGUGGUGAAUGCAUUCCAUACGAUGAACGAUGCGAUGGAAAACGACAAUGUCCUCAUGGUGAAGAUGAGUUAUUGUGCAAAAAGAAUCCCAUGGAUCGGUCGUUCACUUGUCAGUCAAUGCGACAGAAAAUUCACAUGACACAGGUACGCUACCAAGCAAAGAACUUCAAGAAUUUAUUAUUUUUUUCGGUAUGUGACGGAAUGCCACAGUGCGAUGAUGGCUCGGACGAGAUGUACUGCCAAGCUGGGAUAGCAGCAAGUCACGGUGUUCAUGAAGCAGCUAUCUCCUUUUCCUCGAAUCCAAAUCCACCAGUCGAAGAAUUGAAUGAGGAUGACGCAGACGACUACGAGGAGGAACCUUCACCAAGCAAGGAUGAACCUUCAUUUCCUAUGCUAGCUAUCAACUUACCACCUCAACCAAGCGUCGUAGAAUUGAGUGAACCAUCACCUCCUCCUGCCGCCCCUCCACCAAGAACUCCAAUCGCCUCUUCGGGUGGCUUCAAUAAGAGAGUGCAGACGACUAUGAAGGCACAAGAAGCGGUAACCACCAAAGCUCCAGCCAAACUCACCCCUGUAAGCUCGAACCGAUAUCUGACAAAGCCACUGUCACAGGCGAAGGAAAGAGUACCGGCAGCUACGGGUUCCAAAGUGGCACCGCGUAAUGAGAAACCGAAGCAGCUGUUCGCUCAGCCUUUAGAGCAAGAAUCGCUGGACAUAGCGACGUCAACAGCACCGCCUGCAGUCGUUCAUGAAGUAAAAAUUUCUGGCUCCACAUUUCCCCCUCUCCCCACCGCUGUGGAUCCAAAAGCGAGGAUUAUGCAGCAGCUAGGAGCACAGCUUGAAGGACGGGUUUCACCGCAACUUUUGUCAAAGUUGGAAAAACUCUUAACAGAAGACGUAGAGUUCACGCCGCCAAAAUUGAAUACACCCGGAGUUGCAGUUGAAUCGUCGGCAUUGUUAUCUCAUAGUGCACCGUUAGCCUCUACCUCAUUGGUGCGGAAUUUUACCUCUAGGAUCCACAGAACUGAGAACCCAUAAUUUAUUGAUAAUGUAUAAAAAUUGUAAUUUCUUCUGAAGCUGGUGACUACUGUUAUUUUGCUUUGCUUUCCUCUUAUUGCAAUGUUGUUCACAAGCUCAACGCUGUCCCUUGCAUACCUUACUUUUGAUAUGAAAGUAAAAUAUGCUUUGAUAUUCCUGAAAUCUUCGUUGAGAAGCUUUCUGUGUUUACAAUUAUUCGCUCA
This is a messenger RNA of Cylicocyclus nassatus, 1709 nucleotides long. NCBI's taxonomy places the organism in Eukaryota, Metazoa, Nematoda, Chromadorea, Rhabditida, Strongylidae. The record is from the annotation of a GenBank genome assembly.